UAAAUUACAUGGAUUAUAAUAAUAUUAAAUUUAUAAAUUAAUUUAUAAGAUGAAACAUAUAUUUUACGUUAUAAAUUAACAUAUAAAACGGACAUAUAAUUUUUGAUACAAUAUCACAUGUAUAUAAUCACACAUAUUAUAUAUGAUAAAUCAUAUAUUAAUCAAUGUUAAUAAUUUUGCCGCCAUAUAUGUUCAGUUAUUUACCAUAUAUUUUUUUUAUAUAUUAUCGACAGUAUAUGGUUUUUUCAUACGGGGCACGACAGAUUUUCAAUACAGUGCAAAUUUUUUAUUUUUUUUCAUUUUGAACAAAAUAGGAUACAUUUAAGAAAAAAAAAAAAAAUUUAUUAAUGUUCUAAAAAAAUUUAAUAAAUAUGGUUAUUUGAGAGUGAUAGCGUCAAAAACCAAUUAUUGAAAAAAUUAAAAACAAUAAAAUUUAACAAAAGUUAUUUUGAAACAUUCCAAAUUGCUUAAAAAUAAUUCUAAUCACAAAAAAUCAUGAUUUAAAACUAUGUAAGUUGAUAAGAAUUUUUUUCUAAAAUUUUGGACCCGUUUCAAUCGACCCCCGUUACUUAUUUUCUAUUAACAUCAUAUGACUAUAAAAUAUAUUGCAUAUUUAUUCUUUUCUCAUAUCACGUUUCUAAACAUAACGGAAUAGUAAUAAUAUGUGUAUUGAUCGCCAUAUAAUUUUUUAUAUGUUUUAAGCGGUGUAAAACUGUGGUAAUAGGAAAAAUACAAGUGAUUAUUUUGCUAUGCAACAUUCCGUAAUAUUACCCUUGACAGAUAAGGUAAAAAUUAAAAAUAAACGGUUGGUAUCUAGGAUACUGUAAAGUGGAAAUUUCAAAACAAUACAAUUUAUGAUUAACAAAUAUGACGUGUCUUUUUUCACGAAUGCAGUGAAGUAUGACUUGUCACACGGUCAGUAACAAUUAUUACAUCGAAUGAAAAUGAUGCGUUUAGUGCUGAUCAUUUUCAGAGUAUUCCUAUUAAUGUCUUGAGAUGUAGACACUACAUUUACAAUAGUUAGACCGAUAAUAUUUAUCAUUCUCUAAUCGAUCAAUAUCAAAUUCGAUUGGUUUUAAUGUCAAUAAAAAUCUAAUAAAAAUGGAGUGGAUUAAAAAAUUUAUUUGGUGUAUAAUGAUAAUAACUGCGUGCAGUGAAAACCGAAUAUUUGAUAAAUUCGAUUCGGGGAAUUCAUCAAUUUCGUGGAACAAAAUGGGGGGAUUGUUAAAAUUAUGUUUUUCUGAUCGUACAAAUCCUAUCGUCAUUACUAAUAACUUGAUUGAUAUAAUUUAUCGAAGUUCACGAGACAUUAAUCACCCAAACGUUAACAUAAUUGACAACAAUUAUAAAGCAAAAGAUAUACAGAUAUUCAAUCCUGCUUACCCCACGUAUAUCCUGUCUGCCCAAUCUACUGAUGAACUUGGUGCUCUUUUGGACGCAUUGAAGUCAUCACCAACGUGGAGUGUUACUUCAGUUUUCGUUAUUAUUGGAAUCACUGAAAAUUCUUGUGGAGGCGCAUCAAAAACGCUGCAAGUACUCUGGAAACUCGACUUGGUUUCGUCUUAUUUUGUUUGCUAUGAGUCUGCUAAAGAUGAAAUUAUGAUGCUGUACACUUACAACCCAUUCACGAACCAAGCUCCUGAACCAUGGGUAGAAGUGAAAACUUUUGACAAACCUGACAGCCGAUGGAGUCUUUACAAACAACCCUACUUAAAUGAUAAAAAUAUAUGUCGCAAUCUGACUUUUGAUAAGACUAAAUUUCUUAAUGGCUACACCGUAAAAGCUGCGACAGGUUCGCGCUUAAAAUCAAACGUCACCCAAACCAAGACGCAUAAUAUCAGUGAGUUAAAGAAUGGUUUAUUAUUAAAUUUUAGCUGUGAUUUUUUUGGAAAUCUUUUUUUACAUUUAAAUGUUACACCGGAUAUUAGCAUUAUAAGCAAACUAAAUUCGACAAAUGUAACAUUAAUAGAUUUAGAAAAACUCGUAAUAAAUUCGACACAUGAUUUAAUUCUAGUUAUAGUACCACUAAAAUACCAAAAUUCACUGCUCGAUAGUAUGAAUUUACACUAUCAAAAUGGCUUCAUGAUUAUGACACAACGUAACAAACUUAAAUUAUCGGGUGAAAUCUUUCAUAAUUCGUUAAAUUUUGAUUUAAUUGCUGUGUCAGUACUCAUUUUAUUUAUAACAUUUGUGAUAAUAAUUUGCAAUAACGGUAACGAUUAUGGUAAUGGAUUCUUGGAUAUUGUUCGACUAUCAUUAAGUGCUGGAAUAGCAGCACCAUUACAUAAAUUAUCGAUGCGUAUCAUUUUUCUGACGACAACGCUACUUGUAUUUAUUAUAACUCCCGCUUUUCAAGGGCACAUAACAUCAAUGUCUGCUAAACCAGAAUACCGCUACCCCCAAAAUCUUAAAGACUUACAUGAUUUUAAAUUCCACGUGUACUAUCGCCAUACAAUUAAAAAUUAUAUUACUGAGCAGCAAUUAUGGCAAGGUUCUGAUAAAAAUUAUUUACAUGAGCAUAACGAAUUUCUUUACACUUGUCAUGAACAAGUUUUGAAUGAUAGUUCUAACGCAUGUAUUGGUUACGUAGGUGUUGUCUUACCCGCGGCUAAAAAGUAUAACUUGUAUUUAGCACAGGAAAUGAUGUUUAAUGUAUACGGUUCUUAUUUGAUGCGUAAAGAGUGGGUGUUGAAAAAUAGAAUUGAUCAAUUAGCGCUCAAAUUUUCCGAACACGGCCUUUUCGAUUUUUGGAAUAAACGUGAAUUCACUUAUUCCCUUAAAAAAAUGAAAGCUAUAGAAGCACGACAAAGAUUAUUCGAGGAGUAUGAUCGAAUCGAAUUUGAAAGUUUAAUAUUUGUUUAUAUUCUUAUGGCUCUGAGUUUAAUUUUUUGGGUGUUGAUUUUUGUGGCUGAAAUACUUAUAGCAAAACGUAAAUUAUUACAACACCGAAAAAAAAUAAUUGAAACGUUAGAAAGAAAAAUUGUUUUUGUUGGAAAUCGGAUGGUUUUACUAAAAUAAUUGGUGUAGUAAUUUUCAUAUACGUUUGAUUAAGUGCACAUUUAGAUGUAAAAUAAGCAAUGCUUUAUUAAAAUCCAGAGUGAUUACGUGAUUAGAAGUUAUAAUAAUAAUAAUACAUAUUCACGAAAAUCAACAGAACUGUUCCAAUAAAUUAUGAGAAUAAUUCACAUAAUAUGUAGAAAUUAUUGGUAUGAAUUAUGGGUAAUUUUAAUACCAGGAUAAUUUUUUUUUCAUAAUGUAGGAGUAUUUUCUAUACCCACGUGGGAAUGGUUUUCAUAAGUCAGUAGAAUCGAUCCGUUGUUUUUUUUUUCCGUGUGUAGUUACUAUAGUAUACUCUGUUAUUUUUAUCACUGACAUUAAAUUUUAUUUUUCUAACUUAACUUGAAUAUUCAAGACAUAUGAGUCAAGUUUACUUAACAUUUGAUUUUACUAUAAAAUUGUUAUUUAAAUAUGUACAAGUUUCUCAAUAAAAUAAAGGAUUGUGUGAAAAAUAGCAUAUUUUCAAAAAUCUUUAAAUACUCCUAAUUAUUUUAUGAAUAAUUGAAAUACUAAAAAUUUCAAACGUCAUGGGUUAAUUUAUUUUUUGCAAUAACUAUUUUUCAUCGUCUGAUCAAAACUCAUACAAACAGUGCAGUGUAGCAUGAAACUGGAAAAUAUUUAUAAUAACCUGAAAAAUAAGCAAAAUUUGUAACAUUGGUACAAACUUUGGGCUUAGUAAGUCUUGUAUAUUAACAAAUUAACAACUAAUCAAAAACUCUUAAAACCAGUACACAUGAAAAUUUGAUGAUGAAUAUCUUUUGAACGCUUAAUUUAAUCGCCAAAACAUAAGACACCAUUUUUAUAGAGCAGUUAAAUUCCUACAAACAUUGGUGUUGCGCAUUUUAUAAUAGUCAUUUAUUGUCGAGUUAUAAAAUUCAUAAACAAAAAUAAAAUUUGUCUCAAAAUGAUCAAACUUAAAUCUUCAAUAUCAUUCGAAUGGUGAGUGUUACGGAAAAAAUAUGUGAUACCAUUUUUGUAGAGCAUUCAAUUUCUCACAAAAUUUUUUUGUACAAUCAAUUAAUAAUGAGGUAUGAAUUUUUUUCUAUUGAGCUGAGAAAAAAAAAUAAAAAACUGCGAUCCGGAGGAUCUUCCUAUUAAAAUUAAGAGCUCAUAUAUGGUGGGAAUUUUUUUAAGGUGUCUAGCAAUCUAUUUUUGCGUAGCAUUUGUAAAAAAAAAAAUAGUUGAUUUUUUUUACCCACCCUAAUAUAUAUAUUAGGGGGGCGCAAAAAAACCGACUAUUUUUUUUUUCGAUGUCGCAUGCAAAUUUGUUGGUUUACGAUGUUUUAAGAAGCCUCUCCAAAAAUCAGCUCGAUAAAAAUUUUUCAAGAGGUCACUCACGAAUUUUGAAAACAUCAAAAAUGAUCGAAAUUCGAUUUUUUUAUUUCAAAUUUUUUUCUUUUUCGUGGCGGUAAUAAUUUAUAUUUGUGAGAUCAUAACUACGCUGAAAAUUUAAAUAUUUAAACCUCGCUCAAGAAUUUUGAAUGUUUCCGAGUGCUGUCUUUUGGACGUUUCCGAGCGACCCUUAAAUAUUAAUAAUAAAGCUUUUCGAUUGUUUCACUAUCAAUUUGCAUGACAAUGAAUGAAAAUAUAACCCGAGAAAUAUAAAUAAUAAGUUAUUUACAUACUUUUUAAUUUUUUUAUUCAAUUUGUCGGUUUUUUCGCUGAUUCAAAACUUACCAAAUUUUAUUGUUUAAGACUGUCCUGUAUAUUUUUGGUUAUGCAAAAGUUAUGUUUUACUGAAAUGACAAUAAUUGAGUUAUAAAAAAAUACAAAAACUAAUUCAAACUAUUAGUUACAUAUUAUCAGUUAAUAUUCAAAAUUCUUGAGCGCCGUUUGAAUAUUCAAAUUUUGGGCUGAAAUUUUCAGGAUAGUCAUGAUUUUGCAAAUAUAAACUAUUGCUGCCACGAGAAAAAAAAAUCCGAAUUUCGAUCAUUUAUGAUAUUUUCAAAAUUCGUGAGCGAAUUGCAAAUUUUUGACCGAGGUGAUUUUCGGAAAAGCUUCUUAAAACAUCGUAAACCAACAAAUUUUCAUGCGAGAUCGAAAAAAAAAAGUAGUCGGUUUUUUUGCG
Messenger RNA from Microplitis mediator, 5125 nucleotides. RefSeq lists its product as uncharacterized. NCBI's taxonomy places the organism in Eukaryota, Metazoa, Arthropoda, Insecta, Hymenoptera, Braconidae. The coding region runs from base 1102 to 3018 and encodes 638 amino acids. The record is from RefSeq and is a predicted model, not a curated record. The transcript is spliced from 3 exons.